Rubroshorea leprosula is the source of this 538-nucleotide messenger RNA. NCBI's taxonomy places the organism in Eukaryota, Viridiplantae, Streptophyta, Magnoliopsida, Malvales, Dipterocarpaceae. The record is from the annotation of a GenBank genome assembly.
ACAACGACGACGACAACAACAACAACAACAACAACAACUUGCAUAGAGUGAUAUGAAUACAAUCCUCCAAACUAUUUGGCACUUAACAUUAGCGAUGGUGACCAGGUCAAACAGAAAUCCCACAGCAUAUAAAAUCCUUGGCAUUUUUCUUCAGAGGAAAGCCAUUAAAUUCCUCUUAUAGCAAUUUUUAUGAAAAAAAAAAAAAACAUAACAAGGGCACACUUUGCGAACUCCUUGAACUGGUAUGAAAAAAAAAAUAAUGCUAAGAAUUGAAGCAUAUCAAUCAACAGGCAGUUUGAAGCAACAUCCUUUUUCACUACCUUCAGCACAUCUUCUCUGGCAGGUAGCAGUACCAUGAUAUCCUUUCAAGAAGUUAUAACCCCUCCUUUCUAGCCAUAAAAAGUACUCAACAUAGAGGGAAAGGGAUAUAACUUAGCAAAUUGAAAAUGAAGUACCUUAUGUUGUUGAGUUGGAAAGGGAUAGUAGCUUGCUCAACAUUUCUUGAUCUUGUAAAACAGAACAAAAAGGUGUUAUAAUU